Molecule: messenger RNA, 2505 nt
Organism: Symbiodinium sp. CCMP2456
Lineage: Eukaryota; Dinophyceae; Suessiales; Symbiodiniaceae
Source: the annotation of a GenBank genome assembly
AUGGUUGCCCCGAAAUCCAAGCGGAAGGAGCUAGAGGUGCCGCCAUUUGUUUCCAAACAGUGGCAAUCUGGCAACAAGUCAGAGAUGGGAAACCUCCUGAUGGCAGUCAACUUCUGCAAGGACACCUUCAUUUGCCAGCUAGAAGUUAUCGUGAAGAGGAAGCAGAAGUACACGAUCACUGUCGACGAAGUACUGCGAAUCCCUCGCCUCUACGCACAUCAGGAGUACUGGGUCAAACUCCGAGAAAGCGGCACGAAGAAAGAGGAGCUCUCUCACGAGGAGAUCCGCCGCUCCCUGAAGGGCCUGGGCCAAGACGAAGAGGUGAAGCUGCCCGAGUCCUCCUUCGGCGGCUUGGACGCGGCUGCGCUUCGGGACGACUCGGCUAAGGAAAAGGCCAAGGAAGAGAAGCCGGAGGAUGACAAGUUCAAGCGGACCGAAGACGCCCUGCGGAAGCUCUCGGAUGCGCUGUUGCAGAAGGUGAAGAAAACGAGGGCUUUGGUCAAGGAGCUGAAGACCCAGUACUCUGCAGCAACUCCAGAUGUAGCAAGGGCCAUCUCCACGCUCGACAACGACAUCAAGGGCCUCGAAGAUGCGUAUGACAAGGGCCAGGAGAUCCAGAUCGGCUGUGGCGUUGCCGGCGCCUGGACCGAGGAGACUUGGAAGAAGGCCGAAGCGCACAUCCGAAGUGCCACCUUCUUGCCGUCGUCACGUGCAACUGCAACCGAGCAGAAGAUCAGGACCUCUGCCAAGCCCUUCUUCGAGAAGUCGAAAAUCGAGCCUGCGCCCAAAAAGGGUGCCCAGCCGAAGGCCAAUCCAAAGGCCCAUCCGAAGGCCAGCUACCGAUCAGCGAUUCGAACUGCACGUGACGUGGUUGCAGACAUCGGGACGGAGGCGGCUUCUGCAAGCGGGGGCCUUGUGGAGUUAGCAGCCCUGUCUGAAAAUAGAUCCGAAAGAGAUGGUGGGCGACUUUUACAGGGCAAGGCUGGUCUCAGUUUGCCGAUUCCACUUACAAUGCUGGGGGAAGGGGACCUUGCUUUCCCAAUUCUACGAUUACGCGAUUGGGGGCAGUUUCUUGCUGAUCGGCACUGCCUCCACAUGUUGGUCGGCUUGAACAAGCCAGACUGGAAGAGAGAGUGCGAUAUAUGUGAAGAGUUUUGGACACAGUACAGAAAGCUUAUGCCGAACAACUCAAUUUUCCAGCGCUUCGAUCAGGGUUUGAUGGAUCCACGGGGAACAUUUCCGUUUUGCUACCACGGAGACGAAGGCCGGGGCAGGCGUCGCUUGCCCUUUUUGGUGUGCAACUUCCACAGCCUACUCGGCAAAGGUACACAAGAGCAAUGUGGCCAAAAAAGGCCUUACCUCAAGCUCCGGAUGAAUUAUCGGGGCAACAGCCUGGUCACAAGGCUUCUUCAUUGCGCCUGCCCCAAGAAGCUGCACCAGCAGAGCCACAUUUUUGAUGCUUUAAUGGAAAACGCAGUCUCAGUAUGGUUCGCGGUGCUUGCGAUCACAGGGGAUUGGCCUUGGUUGCACCGCUGCGGCUGCCUUUGCCGGAGUUUUAACAACGUCCCGAAAAAAACUGGUGACAAGAUGACUGGGGUUUGUCAUCGAUGCAACGCUGGCGCCGAAGGCGUGCCGUGGGAAGAGGUUCAUCAAAGGGAUCCAGCUUGGUUGAAGACCACUUUUGCGGACAGUGCAUUCACCAGUGUGCCGGCUAUCUGUCGGUUACUUUCAGUUCCCGGCCAAGAAGAGGGGUUGCUGGCCUUCGACUUGUUUCAUUCGUAUCACCUUGGAAUCGGUAAACACUUCGUGGGCAGCUGUUUAGCUGUCUUAAGCACCCAGUUCCCUGGCCGUGGUGUAGACGAUCGUUUCAAAAACCUCGAGGCCAGCUUCUUCUCUUGGUGCAGAUCGCACAACGAAGUUCCUGUCUUGACGCGUUUGACAAAAGAGACCAUCCAGUGGCCGGCCACCACUGAUUAUCCAUGUGGCAACUGGUUUAAAGGCUCCGUGACAACAGUCUUGUCGAAAUAUCUGGAAGCGACCCUUUGCUCCCGGACCUGGACGGACGAGCCGAUGCUCGACAAAGCUGGGGAGGCAAUCAAGUCUAUGAACAGCUGUUUGUCUUCACUUUAUGCGUCGGACGUGUUCAUCAGCCCCCCCGCGGCGGCCGUCGUCAUCGCUGAACAGGGUUUGAAAUUUCUCAGGCGACUGUCCUGGCUUGCAAGGGCUGCUGUGAACGAGGGCCGCACGCUGUGGCUUUUAACGCCGAAAGCACACGCUGUUCAUCAUCUGUUUUUAGAAGAUAUGUUGCUGCCUGCUCAAAGGGGCCUUUGCCCGAUGAAUCCUCUGACACUCAGCGUGCAACUUGAUGAGGAUGCUGUGGGCAAGGCUUCUCGCCUCGCCAGGCGCGUGGAUCCGCGCACUUGUUCUUUGCGGUGCUUGCAGCGCUAUUUGUGCGCUGCAUAUUCGGAGUACGUGAAAGCCCGAUACAUCAUUCCACGCUCAUAG